AUGCUGAGAGUUAGGGACGAUUUACCACCAUUUCUUAAAAACUAUCUUCCGGAUGGUCAUCGGAAUGGCAGACCGUUUGUCACACUGACAUAUGCACAAUCUAUUGAUGCAAAGAUAGCUAAACAAAGAGGUGUGAGAACUACCAUAUCACACAUCGAGACGAAAGAAAUGACCCAUUAUUUGAGGUACUUUCACGAUGGCAUUUUAAUUGGUUCUGGAACUGUCCUAGCAGAUGAUCCAGGGUUGAAUUGCAAAUGGAUCGGACCCAAUAAUGAUCCUGAUGAAUCAAUGGAAGAAAAAUCGCCAAGACCGAUAAUUCUGGAUCCUAAACUGAAGUGGAAGUAUUCAGGUUCAAAAAUGGAAGAGCUAUGCAAUCAAGGAAUGGGCAAGCCACCUAUAGUCAUUACAACCAAGACACCAAAAGUCAAAGAAGCUAAUGUAGAGUAUAUGAUUAUGGAACCUGAUGCUAAUGACAGGAUUUCAUGGAAAAGUAUACUAGACACAUUGAGGAGAAACUAUGAUAUGAAAUCUGUUAUGAUUGAAGGCGGAAGUCACGUGAUUAACCAAUUGCUUAUGUGUUCAGAUUUGAUAGAUAGUUUGAUUGUAACAAUUGGCUCGAUAUACCUUGGAUCCGAGGGGGUCACAGUGUCACCACCAGAUGAGGUCAAAUUGAAGGAUAUCUCUUGGUGGAAAGGAACUUCUGAUGUAGUAAUGUGCUCAAGGUUGCAAAACUAG
Messenger RNA from Nakaseomyces glabratus, 735 nucleotides. It is a transcript of the gene RIB7, whose product is annotated as 2,5-diamino-6-(ribosylamino)-4(3H)-pyrimidinone 5'-phosphate reductase. Gene Ontology annotation, molecular function: NADP binding; 5-amino-6-(5-phosphoribosylamino)uracil reductase activity. Gene Ontology annotation, biological process: riboflavin biosynthetic process. Lineage: Eukaryota; Fungi; Ascomycota; Saccharomycetes; Saccharomycetales; Saccharomycetaceae. The record is from RefSeq and is a predicted model, not a curated record.